AGAGAGAGAGAGAGAGAGUUUGAUUGGGCUCUGAGUUGGCAGUAUCGCGUCUGAUGACUCUGAACGGAGGAACGCACACUUCCCUUCACAUCUCCAUCGACAGCCUUUCGUCAUUAUAUACCACCUUCAAGAUGCGACAUAUGCGCUGCUAUAGUCAGAUCUGACGACGGAAUAUGGACACUGCGGAGCUGUCAGACUCUCUUCUGAUCGCGUGCGAUGAUCACCAUGGCAAUAAUAAUUACGCGUCAGGAAAACAGCGCGACAUUUGCUGCCGUGUGUCGAGCGCGUGAGGGCGCGCUGUGUGUCAGAUAGUGACCAUCACUACCUAGUGAGUGUGUGCUCGAAUUUGUGUUCAUUCGACUGUAGACGAGGAGAUGGCCAGGCGCGCCUGAACACAAGCGUCUCUGCUGUCGCGUUCGUCCACCGCGGAGCUCAGCUUCAGUGCCAUUUAGGUGACGCGGCACCGGCUGUUGCGCAUCCCGUCGGUGCAAGCCCGGUGUGGAUGGGUGGUUCCGGAUUCUGAGGAGGUCCCCCGCCUUAUACAGAGAGACCACCCGGAUUCUGCGGAGGAAUGCCUCAACACGGAGAGGAGCGUCUUCAAGUUGCGUUGAUCCGGGUAUUGGAGAAGUGCAGUGGGCGACUGCAUAGACAGACAGUGCACGCAGCGGCACAAUAAAGGCCUGGACAGCAGCCAGUCGUGACUUUUUGAGUGGCGACAUAAACACGCACCCCACCGCGUUAGGGUUGCGUUCGGACGCGCCGCCUCCGCGCAACAGCUGCAAGUCAGUGCCAGCAGGUGCAAGACCUGACUUGAGUAUCUAUCUAUCUAUCUAUCUAUCUAUCUAUCUAUCUAUCUAUCUAUCUAUCUAUCUAUCUAUCUAUCUAUCUAUCAGGCACAUACUGUGAGACUACCACAAACACAAAGCGUUUCAUUCUGAUAGACUGAAACACACAGGUGUCACAAGUGUGGUCAGGAUGCAGGUUUCAUUCGCUUGUACGGAGCACAAUCUGAAGAGUCGCAGCGAGGACCGCCUGUGCGGCCUGCGAACUGCCCCUCCACCAGGGGGCAGCAACAGCGGAGGAGGAGGAGGGAGCGGGCAGGGGGGGAACGGCAACUACACCCCUCACGGCUUGGUCAAGUCACGGGACGUGGCGGGGUCCCGACCCCUGCCGCAAGGCCACGCCCACAUGAAGGAGGCUCUUGGUCGACACAGUAGCAUGAAAUACAGGAACCUUGGAAAGUCGGGUCUACGUGUUUCUUGCUUGGGUCUUGGUACCUGGGUGACAUUUGGAUCUCAGAUCUCUGAUGAGAUGGCAGAGAGUGUGAUGACGAUAGCUUAUGAGAACGGAGUUAAUCUGUUCGACACAGCAGAAGUGUACGCUUCAGGAAGGGCUGAAAUCACUCUAGGAAAUAUCAUCAAGAAGAAAGGCUGGAGACGGUCCAGUUAUGUAGUAACGACUAAGAUCUACUGGGGAGGACAGGCAGAGACAGAGAGAGGCCUGUCCAGAAAACACAUCAUAGAAGGUCUCAGAGGUUCCCUGUCUAGACUACAGCUGGAUUACGUGGAUAUUGUCUUCGCCAACCGAAACGAUGUGAACAGCCCUAUGGAAGAGGUAGUACGUGCGAUGACGUUUGUAAUAAACCAGGGAAUGGCCAUGUACUGGGGCACGUCACGCUGGAGUGCCAUGGAGAUCAUGGAGGCGUACUCUGUAGCGAGGCAGUUUAAUUUAAUCCCACCGGUGUGUGAGCAGGCCGAGUAUCACUAUUUCCAGAGGGAUAAAGUGGAGGUGCAGCUGCCAGAGCUCUACCACAAGAUCGGUGUUGGAGCCAUGACCUGGUCUCCUCUGGCAUGCGGGCUGAUCACCGGGAAAUACAGUGACGGGGUUCCAGACUGUUCCAGAGCCGCAAUUAAAGGCUAUCAGUGGCUAAAGGAGCGAGUGUUCAGUGAAGAAGGACGCAGACAGCUGGCAAAAAUCAAAGAGCUCCAUCUGGUGGCUGACAGACUGGGCUGCACGGCUGCUCAGCUCGCCAUUGCGUGGUGUUUGCGUAGUGAAGGGGUCAGUUCUGUACUUCUUGGUGUCUCCAAUACAGACCAGCUCCUUGAGAACCUCGGAGCCCUGCGGGUGCUGUCUCAGAUGACGCCUCAGACUGUGAGCGAGAUGGAUGCUCUCCUGGGCAACAAGCCUCACUCCAAGAAAGAGUCACGUGCGUGAGGGAACCAGAGAGAUGACAUGAACAUGUGCAGCCAGAAAAGACAAAGAACGCAAGGGGAAAAACGGAACAUGGCGUGCCAUUGCUUUUCUGCUCUCCCAUAUAUUACAACACCUGCAUGCCUUCUGCAACAUGCUUCCAGCCCACCCCACACUGCUCUCUGUAACCCUGCUCAAAUAUCUGAACACAACCUACCAAUUCAACACGGAAUCGGCUGUCUGCAACAUCACAGCGAUGUGACGAACAACAGCUUUUCAUUUCUUUACUCGGAGAGAAUGAAGAUUCAGUCUUCCAUGAGGAAUUGCUGCCGACUGUAGGAUGAAAGUGUCAAAAAGCUUGUUUAUUAGCAGGCCCAGACGGAAUCUGCAGCUUUUUCCGCUACGGAAAUUCCAGUGCGGAAUUCUGCGAAAUGAAUCAAAUGUGAUAAAUUGGAAAGUGCUAUAUUGUUAUCUCCAGCUGGAAGCAUGAUCAGAUUUGCCAAAAUAUUUAUUAAAAGGACAUGUGCGGGACGAAUGAUGUGUAGGACUUUCCGAAUCGUGAGCUUUCUGCGGAAACCUGCACAGAUUCCGCGUGGGCCUGGUCGUGCGUUCAAGAUCGUGUGUGUGCAUGCGGUGGCACGCUUUCUGAAUCAAACUCUCCAUGAAUGGCGUUGCACAUGAGUGACUCAGAAGAUGUUUAUAAAAGCUGCCCGUCCUGUUUGUUGGGACGUUCACUGCCUACAGGAGCAACAUGCAGCAACUGCAAACAGCUGUUUGGACACAUCACAAGUCUUCCUCCAUUUCCCUCCUUUCCAUCUCUCCUUGUGUUUACAACGGUGCACCUGUCCCUUUAAGAGAAUCUGUGCAGAUAGUGGAGGGGCGUGUGAGUGUGGAUGCAGUACCUUGCGAAUAUAUUCAGACCCUCACCAGUUCACUUAUUAAAAAACAACUCUUUUACUCUCUUAACUAUUACUAACAAACACCUAACUCUCUGUUAACUUAAACUGAUGCAGUGCUACAGACGGGAAAGAUACCUCAAAUCACGCGGCUUGUUUCCAAAUGAUUUUAAUUACAAAAACAGGUAAGAAAAUCUCUAUAGGACCAGAAUAUCACUGACCAAGGCCAUAGCCAUGUCUUGAACUUGAAAGACCCCAGUGGUAAAGGUAUUUUUAUUAAAAUAAAAUACAAUAUAUAUAUGUAGGAUUACAUAAAUUAAGGAUUUAAAUGUAUUUGGAAAAGAAAGAAGAACAGUAAAGUACUGUGAAGUACUCAAAUUAGUUUGCAAAUAAUAUUUUUAUUUUAAAUUAUGCACACAUUUAAUCUUAUUCAUAUGCAUUAUGAAUUACAUGAAUUAGCAACAAAUCAGCAACAUUUGACAAAACGUUGAGUAGCUUGCAUCACUCUAUAUUGCUGUUGAUCAUGAACAUUUCUAUUGCAAAAUGGUUGUCAAAUAUUAAAUGUUAAGCUGCUUACCUCCCACAUAUUCACUGUACAAUCUGAAGCGCUGCGCUGGAUGACAAUAUGAUACGAUAAACCAUUCUUGAGUGGACAAAAGGUCAGAGUACAUCACUGGAGAGAAUUCUGUCAUUUUCACUGGAAGAUGACCUUCUGAUUAAACAUUACGAGGUCAAAAUAAAUAGAUAGAUAGAUAGAUAAAAAUGAAACAUGCACAUAUGAAAUGUAACAAUAAGACCUAUAAUAUGCAUUUAUUCCCAAAUUUCAAAUUUUGUAGAGGCAUCCCUUUCAUGCACAAUUCAGACUAUUCUUCUUUCAAUUCUGUGUUUGUAACUUUUUAUUAGAAUUUCAAGAAGAAAAAAAAAAGCAAAAUUGUGAAAUGAAAUGUUGCAAUUAGCUUUUUAGUUUAUUUUUUUUACUCCAUAGCAGAAAUAAGCUUCCAUCGACAGUUGCGUUAUAAGUAGGGUAAAUAUUUUUCAUUUGUGUAAAAUUAAUUAUAGGAAUAAUUUCUUAAUAUAAUAUAAUUUCUAUGAUUAUUUUCUUAUUCUUAAAUCUAUAUAUAUCCUGUAUUGAAUUAGUGUGUUUAGGAAAAAUGAAAGAACCAAAAGGAAGUGCAGUCUGUUUGAGAAGUCUGUCUGGGCCUGAUAUAACAGGGACUGCUUGCUUGAAUAUUGGCAGGUGUUUGAAAAUCUGUUUUCUGCAAGAUACACACUUCACUUCUUUAUAUGCAGGAUUUGUAGUUUACGAAGUGGAUGCUGGUCUGAAUACUUCUGCAAGGCAUCAUCAUAGGUGUGGGGCUUGGCUUCAGCGGUCAGCAUCCUUUGCACUAAGUGGACAGAGUCAUAAUUUAAAGAUCAUAGUUCACAAAUAGUCAUGAAGAUCAAAGGUUAACAUGACCAGAGAACUGUGCUAGUAUUGCUUUGUGUGUUUGACAAAUACAAGCUGCGUCAGUGACAAUGAAAAGCGAAGCGCUUCACUUUUAAAAUGUGUUUGUGUCAUUCCAUGAUUUCAGAUCGAAAGACACAGAUUGGCUGGAUUACUGUCAAUUUCCCAUCAGCCAUUGUUGAAUAUCAGAGUGUGCAGUGCCUCAGAAUGUGGUUCAUAACUCCACCUGUUCCAUAACCCAAAACGCAUCGCAUGGCAUGCUGUCGGUUACCACAGAAAAUCAUUUGGACUCGUGUAUAAAAAUGCAAAUGUUGUUUACAGUAAUGCAUCUACAAUGAACUUUUUAGGGUAAGUGCACCACAGUGAGGUUUAUAGCAGAAAUGUGAAGCUGUGCACAGAUAAGGUUAGUAAGUGAUAUUUUCACAUUAGCUUUGUGUCUAGUCUUGUGCUCACACUUUCAAAAUUGUAUGUAUUUGAACAGAUAGUACAACUUGCCCCAUAGACUUCCACUAUUGUGAGUGAAUUACUGUAAACUCAAUUUUUGUUUUUACAAACUAAAUCAAAAGCUCAAUUAUUUUCUGCAGUAAAUGACAGCAUGCUAUUAAUCAAGCUUAAAGGAAUUGUUCACCCAAAAAUGAAAAUUUGCUGAAAAUGUACUCGCCUUCAAGCCUUCUACGAUGUUUGUUUCUUCAUCAGAACAGAUUUGGAGUAAUUUUACAUUACAUGUAACAUCACUUCCUCAUCAAUGGAUGCUCUACAGUGAAUGGGUGCCGUCAGAAUGAGAGUUUAAACAGCUGAUAAAAACAUCACAAUAAUUCACAAGUAAUCCAUGACACUCCACUCCAUCAGUUAAUGUCUUGAGACGCCAAAUGCUGAGUGUUUGUAAGAAACAAACCAACAAUCAUCAUUGAGCCAAUAAUAAUAAACCAAUAAACUAAUGAGUAAACUUCAAGCAAAUUUUCAUUUUGGUGAACUAUUCUUUUAACUCUACUGAACCCAGUCAAAAACAAGAAGACAAAAAGAUUUAGUUCAGCACAAUAAACAGGCACAGACAGAAUUAAUCCUUUUAUAUUCAACUAAGAUCAGUUUUACAAUGUGUGUAAUAUGAAUUGCAUUGGAGAAACCAGACCGUGGUCAGCAGAGCUAGCAAGAUUCACUGUAUUUAUUACAUUUAGUAUAUGAUUUUAUGCUGUUGAAAUUUUUAUUUGAAUGUUUUUCUUUCCCCAAAAACCCAAGACUGCUACUUAUUCAGCUAAGCUUUCCUCUAUUAAACAGAGCCGGGGUUGGAGAGAAUUACGAGCACUGACAGAACUGAGAUCAGUUUUGCGGCUUUUUUUUUUUUUUUUUUAGCAUCAAGCUGGUCCUGGGUCACUUCUUAAUGGAGUAACACAAGUCCCUUUAGUGGUAAUCCAAGUUCACUUCUGUAUUCUUUCUACAGAACUGGUUGGUACUAAUGUCUCUUUGUAUUUAUAAUGCUCAGUGAUUUAUGUAAGUAUUGUACCCGAGUUGGCAAGUCGGAAAAAGCAUCGGAAUGAUUGAUCUUUUUUGAUCAAUAUAAUCAUUAACAAGACUUAACUAUCAUUAGUUAACCUGAACUAAUGUAUAUAUACAUUUAGUGCACUCCCUCAUAUGGUAAUUUUGCCUGAAUAUGUUUAAUUUACUGUCAUGCAACAAGAAGCAAAAAAACAACAAGAAACAAGAAACAAGCCCUGUACUGAAUGUAUCUUGCUUGCCUUUAAAAUGUGUGGAGAAAAC
Messenger RNA from Cyprinus carpio (common carp), 6285 nucleotides. Its product is annotated as voltage-gated potassium channel subunit beta-3-like. Gene Ontology annotation, biological process: potassium ion transport; regulation of potassium ion transmembrane transport. NCBI's taxonomy places the organism in Eukaryota, Metazoa, Chordata, Actinopteri, Cypriniformes, Cyprinidae. Gene Ontology annotation, molecular function: potassium channel regulator activity; voltage-gated potassium channel activity; transmembrane transporter binding. Gene Ontology annotation, cellular component: membrane; cytoplasm; voltage-gated potassium channel complex. The record is from RefSeq and is a predicted model, not a curated record.